GCCCUGUAGACUUAUGACCCAACGGCUGUCACUCUUUUGGAGGGCGGGCUAAAAAAAAAACCUAAGAGGGCGAACGUCAUUGGCCGGAACUCGCACUAACGGAGGAAGAGGAUUGGUUUGCUGUAGACCUUAACAGUGAAGAAGCAGGUUGCUAGCACCCGCCUUUACUGCGGCGAAGUGUCAUUGCUGACGUGGGGGUGGUUGUCCAAUCAUUUGGUUAUGGAACAUUCUAAAACUUAGACAAGACGAUUGUGAUUGGCUGAAGGGCAUACGCCCUCCUCCAGGGUGACGUGUCUGCCUAUGGAUAUCAGUUGCCAGAGAAACCUGGCUUUACUAUGGCGGUUGGAGGAACGGCAGUGAUCACACGUCGGCUGCUGGGAAGAUCUGGAUUCUCGUUUCAGGUCACCAUCAGAAAAGCUAAGUUUGCUGUAUAGUGAGGAUCAGGAGAUCUGAUCCUGAUUGCAGAACCUUCCCUGAUUACAGAAUCUUCGGUUGUAUCUCCCACUUCACCCUUCUAGACCAUCCCAGAAGAUCUAUAAGAUUUCAUCUGGGAAAUCACUAGGAGUUCUUGGAAGGGAAAGAAGGAAGAUUGUUGGUUGGAAUAAAAACAGGGUUGAAUGAGUUCCAGAAAGCAGGGUUCUCAACCUCGUGGACAGCAAUCUGCAGAAGAAGAGAACUUCAAAAAACCAACUAGAAGCAACAUGCAGAGAAGUAAAAUGAGAGGGGCCUCCUCAGGAAAGAAGACAGCUGGUCCACAGCAGAAAAAUCUUGAACCAGCUCUCCCAGGAAGAUGGGGGGGUCGCUCUGCAGAGAACCCCCCUUCAGGAUCCGUGAGGAAGACCAGAAAGAACAAGCAGAAGACUCCUGGAAACGGAGACGGUGGCAGUACCAGCGAAGCACCUCAGCCCCCUCGGAAGAAAAGGGCCCGGGCAGACCCCACUGUUGAAAGUGAGGAGGCGUUUAAGAAUAGAAUGGAGGUUAAAGUGAAGAUUCCUGAAGAAUUAAAACCAUGGCUUGUUGAGGACUGGGACUUAGUUACCAGGCAGAAGCAGCUGUUUCAACUCCCUGCCAAGAAAAAUGUAGAUGCAAUUCUGGAGGAGUAUGCAAAUUGCAAGAAAUCGCAGGGAAAUGUUGAUAAUAAGGAAUAUGCGGUUAAUGAAGUUGUGGCAGGAAUAAAAGAAUAUUUCAAUGUGAUGUUGGGCACUCAGCUGCUCUACAAAUUUGAGAGGCCCCAGUAUGCUGAAAUCCUCUUGGCUCACCCUGAUGCUCCAAUGUCCCAGGUUUAUGGAGCACCACACCUACUGAGAUUAUUUGUAAGAAUUGGAGCAAUGUUGGCCUAUACGCCCCUUGAUGAGAAAAGCCUUGCAUUAUUGUUGGGCUAUUUGCAUGAUUUCCUAAAAUAUCUGGCAAAGAAUUCUGCAUCUCUCUUUACUGCCAGUGAUUACAAAGUGGCUUCUGCUGAGUACCACCGCAAAGCCCUGUGAGCGUCUACAGACAGCUCACCAUUUUUGUCCUGUAUCUGUAAACACUUUUUGUUCUUAGUCUUUUUCUUGUAAAAUUGAUGUUCUUUAAAAUCGUUAAUGUAUAACAGGGCUUAUGUUUCAGUUUGUUUUCCGUUCUGUUUUAAACAGAAAAUAAAAGGAGUGUAAGCUCCUUUUCUCAUUUCAAAGUUGCUACCAGUGUAUGCAGUAAUUAGAACAAAGAAGAAACAUUCAGUAGAACAUUUUAUUGCCUAGUUGACAACAUUGCUUGAAUGCUGGUGGUUCCUAUCCCUUUGACACUACACAAUUUUCUAAUAUGUGUUAAUGCUAUGUGACAAAACGCCCUGAUUCCUAGUGCCAAAGGUUCAACUUAAUGUAUAUACCUGAAAACCCAUGCAUUUGUGCUCUUUUUUUUUUUAUGGUGCUUGAAGUAAAACAGCCCAUCCUCUGCAAGUCCAUCUAUGUUGUUCUUAGGCAUUCUAUCUUUGCUCAAAUUGUUGAAGGAUGGUGAUUUGUUUCAUGGUUUUUGUAUUUGAGUCUAAUGCACGUUCUAACAUGAUAGAGGCAAUGCAUUAUUGUGUAGCCACGGUUUUCUGGAAAAGUUGAUAUUUUAGGAAUUGUAUUUCAGAUCUUAAAUAAAAUUUGUUUCUAAAUUUCAAAGCAA
Molecule: messenger RNA, 2145 nt
Organism: Pan troglodytes (chimpanzee)
Lineage: Eukaryota; Metazoa; Chordata; Mammalia; Primates; Hominidae
Gene: MORF4L2
Product: mortality factor 4 like 2
Exons: 4
Coding region: 618-1484 (288 amino acids)
Biological process (GO): chromatin organization; regulation of DNA-templated transcription
Cellular component (GO): NuA4 histone acetyltransferase complex; nucleus
Source: RefSeq, a predicted model, not a curated record